ACUGGUCAGACCGACGUCAUAUCUACCACUGGACAGACUGACAUCAUAUCCAUCACUCGACAGACUGACGUCACGUCAGUCUGUCUUGUGAUGAAUAUGGCGUCGGUCUGUCUACGUCAUAUCCAUCACUAUCGCUUUGGGCGGGACUACGCAAGCGCGCGUCCGUGGUCCUCCUGGUGCGCGCGCACGCCUCUCCACUCGGCUCCAUCCAGACCCUGACACGCGCCGCCUCGGAGGAGCUGACGGUGUUUCUUGGACCCCGGUUAACGGAGUCUCCGGUGUAAGAAUGGCGGGACGCAGAGCCCGGAGCGGGAAGGCGGAGGUGCAGUAAAGAUGGCGGAGGUGAUGGAGCGGGAGUGCAGCGCGCUGGGAGGACUCUUCCACGCGCUCAUCAGCGACAUGAAGGGCAGUUCUCCGGUCUGGGAGGACUUCAUCAGCAAGGCAGGAAAACUACAGUCACAGCUCAGGACGACGGUUGUCACGGUAGCAGCCUUCCUGGACGCCUUCCAGAAAGUAGCGGACCUAGCAACCAACAGCAGGGGGGGCACCAGGGAGAUUGGUGGAGCUCUGACCAGGAUGUGUCUGAGGCAGCGCAGCAUCGAGACCAAACUACGACACUUCUCCAUGGUGUUCCUGGACUGCCUGAUCCUCCCUCUGCAGGACCAGAUGGAGGACUGGAAGAGGAACACACACACACUGGAUAAAGACCACGCUAAAGAGUAUAAGAAGGUCCGCCAGGAGAUCAAGAAGAGGUCCUCAGACACGGCGCGCCUGCAGAAGAAAGCCAAGAAAGCCGAUAUGUUUGGCCGCGGGGACCUGCAGCCCCAGCUGGACAGCGCCCUGCAGGACGUGAGCCAGAAGUACUUCCUGCUGGAGGAGACGGAGCGGCAGGCUCUACGGCGCGCCCUGGUGGAGGAGAGGAGUCGCUUCUGCAGCUUCGCCAGCAUGCUGCGGCCCGUGGUGGAGGAGGAGAUGUUGAUACUGGGGGAGAUGGGGAGCCUGCGGUCCAUUAAUGAUGACAUCAGAACCCUGACCAUGGACCCCCACAAGCUGCCCCCCUCCAGCGAGCAGGUGAUAGUUGACCUGAAGGGGUCAGAGGUCACCUGGUCGUACAAGACUCCUCCCUCAUCGCCAAGCAACAGCCUAUCCAGGAAGUCCAGCAUGUGCAGUAGUCUGAGCAGUGAUUCCCGCUCCAGUGGGUCUCACUCUCACUCUCCUUCGACUCACUUCCGGUUCCGUGGCUCCUCCUCCUCCUCCUCCUCCUCCGUCCUGCCCCCCCCCGCCCGCCUCUCCUCCGUCUCCUCCCACGACUCCGGAUUCAUCUCCCAUGAUGCAUCUUACCAGUCCACCAGCUCAUCGCCAAUGCCCCCAGACGGGUCCCAGGACUGGUGCAGACCGGGUCCCUACGAGCUACGCAGGAGCAAGACUACCGAUCCCAGCAGCCACCUGGCCUGUGAUGUCACCAACCCGGGGGAGGAGCCAGCGAGGGCCAGGGUUGGAGGCUCCGCGUCACGCUCCAAGGAGGAGCGGGAGGUGCACGAGGAGCUGAGCAGGGCCCUGGCCAGGGGCCUCCGGCUGGACCUCGGAGGGGGGUCGCUGCAGGGCUCCAGCGGCUACAGCAGCCAGACCCCCACCCCCGCGCAGACCCCCACCCCCGCGCAGACCCCCAGCCGCGCAGACCACCCGCUGCUGGCCCCCGGCUCAGACUGGGACUACUUCGCCAUGGCAACGGACCAGGAGGCGGACCCGGAGCGCUCCUCCCGGUUCCAUCCCAAACGCCCCGCCCCCAGCAGUAGCUCCGCCCCCCUGGGCGUGGCCACCAUCCGCCGGGCCCCCUCCUCCAAACCCAGCCUCCGGAGGCCCCCGGGGGCCCCGGGCCCCGUCAGACCCCCCAUGAUCCCCGUCAAGACCCCCACCGUGCCCGACCGGCCCUUCCCCCCCCCCACCGGACCCCCCACGCCCCGCGUCCCCCCCGCCCCCGCCGGGCCCCCCGCCCCCCCCUGCCCCCUCCCCGGGCCCGGUGCCGACCCCCCGCGCCCCCCCCCCCAGCAGCAGGGGGCCCCCGUCCCCCGGGGCCCCGAGAGGAGGCCCCUCCCCGGGCUGCUGGAGGAGGCAGAGCAGGGGGAGGGGGUGCUGGCCUCUAUCAGGAGGGGGGUCCCGCUGAGGGGGGGGGACACCGACGACCGCUCGGCCCCCCGGACCCACUGACCCCCCCCCCCCCCCACA
Messenger RNA from Gadus morhua (Atlantic cod), 2226 nucleotides. RefSeq names its product protein MTSS 1. Gene Ontology annotation, cellular component: cytoplasmic side of plasma membrane; actin cytoskeleton. Lineage: Eukaryota; Metazoa; Chordata; Actinopteri; Gadiformes; Gadidae. Gene Ontology annotation, molecular function: phospholipid binding; actin binding. The record is from RefSeq and is a predicted model, not a curated record. Gene Ontology annotation, biological process: adherens junction maintenance; plasma membrane organization; positive regulation of actin filament bundle assembly.